Messenger RNA from Symbiodinium sp. CCMP2592, 6693 nucleotides. NCBI's taxonomy places the organism in Eukaryota, Dinophyceae, Suessiales, Symbiodiniaceae. The record is from the annotation of a GenBank genome assembly.
AUGCCGUUCUGUCAGUUUUUCAAGAGUCUUCCAGGGGAAUGUGAGAUGGUUGCCAGUCAAUGUUCCCGGGACUGGCGUUUCUUGCUUGCCGCCUCUGCCAGGGUUACUUGCUGUGGGGCGUUCCCACUGGCAUCUUCUAUAGGUGCCUCUUUGACCAUUUUGCGCCCGCCGUGGGACCGGCUCUGGGGAUUGGGCCUGUCUUCCUGUUGGCUCAAUGCGCCUUUUUGGAUUUCGCUACCGUUGACACCGAUGAGUGCCAGCUCGGUAUAUGAACACCAGCGGCUGUCAUUGCUCACCACCGCGCGGCCUGCUGCCUGCUUUUUCCCCUCGUUGUCAGGGUACCAACAGCGUGCCUGGACUCUUGCCACGGUCAAUGACCUUUCCAGACUUUCCGUUUGUUCCAGCGGCGGUCCCAUCGGGCUUACCUGGUGGUCCCCGUCCGCCCCUUUUCCUGCUACCUUUGUGCCGAAUGACUGUGUCAUCACCUGCCUUGGCCAGAGGUCUUUCCGCUUGUGCUGCACCGGCGUGUCGCUAAACUGCAGGUGGCACCCCUUGGUUGCUGGUGAUACCCGGCCCUUUGCAUGCCCUACCGCUUCUGUGUGGAGAACCGCUGCGGUCCUUUUGUCUUCCCUCCAGGACACUGCCUACUGUGAUGGUGGUGCUAGCUGGCGCCUGAGUCCACUUGCCGGUGUUAGAAUUGGUGAAGCGCGCGUUCCAGGACCCGCGAAGCAAACAUGUUUGCGUAAUUGGUGGCAGCAGGAAGUCCCUCAAACAAAAGGUCCGUCUCCCAAUCAGCGCAAGGGCGAGUGCGUCUUCGCUGUGAUCAACCCCACUAGCAUUCUGCAUAAGGUGCCACAGUGUCUGCAGACCAAUGCAGAUGUCAUCUUUCUGUCUGAGACAGCAGCUGUUCAACAGGUUCAGACCAGCACUGGCCGUGAGUUUUGCAAGAAUGGCUUCAAGUGCCAUUGGGGCCAGCCGGUUCCCUCUCAUCAGCACUCUGAGUUUUCUUCGCCAGGUCUCCGUGGCUAUGCAGCCGGUGUGGCUGUUGUCUCCAGACUUCCCUCUCGAGCUGCACGCCCGAGCUUGCCGGAGGUAGAUCGUGCUACUUGUCGGCUGACUGAAGCCUUUGUGAGGGUCGGUGCUUUGGAGGUCCGACUAGUGUGUGUCUAUGGUUACCCGGCUUCCCGCUUUGAUUACCGCACUGCCAAUGAAGACCUCUUGUCCCGCGCACUAGAUAGGGUUACGCAAAAUGGGGUACCUGCUAUCAUAGCAGGAGAUUUCAAUUUGCCGCCUUCCGAAGUGCCUUCAGGCCAGAAGUUGCUUGACAUAGGGUAUCGUGAGAUGUUCUCACUUGCCAAAUCUGCUCGUGGUGUUGAGCUGCCGGCCACAUGUCGGGGCAGCACUCGUCACGACAGUGCCUUACUUCACCCAACUUUGGUGCCACUCUGGCGUGAUGCAUGGGUCCUGACAGACCAACACUUGUUUGACACACAUGCACCUUUGUGUUUCAGCCUCGAGGCCUGCUGCCAAAGACCCUGCCGCCAAAUUUGGAACAUGCCCCGAUCGUGGUCUCAGCUUGGCCUUACCAAGGAGACUUUUGCUACCGCUUUCGCGCCCAGGUCCCAAAAUUUGUUGCGCCAGGCUGAGGCCUGCGAAACUGUGGAGGAUGUUGAUGCGGUACUUCGUGAUUUUUCCAUUGCGGCUGAACACGCAGCUUCGGGUGCUCUUGCCGAGCUCCACCGGCGUGAUCCUGUGCGGCAUCCUCAACGGAGCUUGCCAAAGGCUUUUCGGGGACGGUGCCAACCACUGCCUGUUGUCAAACGGGAGCUGCCCUGCCUGGCCCGGCCCGCUCGCGAUGGUGAUUACACGCCGGAUGUUGAGGCUACUUCGGUUCUUGCUAGAGUUAGGGUUCGCCAGGUUAGAAGGGUCCAAACUCUGCUCCGAGGGUUGAAAAAGGUGGUUGCCUCCCGGGCGCAUUCGUUUCCUUCUUGCCUCUUCCUUGAGUGGGCGGCGAUUGUGCGUGCAAAGGGAUACACGCCCUCCUUUAAGAGUUGGGUUUUGUCGGUCGCACAUUUCACUGCUUUCCCCCUCGAACUUCCCGGGAUUGAGUGGCUCGAGGACCUGCUUCAAUACCUUCGGUUUGACUGCGAUGCCCUGGCCCGUCGGGAGGCGAAGGAGCGUAAGGAUAAGUUUCGGUUCCGGGUUGCACUUGAUCAGGCUGAAGGUGGCCAGAAGCAGGGCUUUAGUGCAGUCCGCCGGCCCGAGAAUCCGCCCUUCACUGAGGUCCCAUGUAGUGUGUCAGUGGCUGUUGAGCGCCACAUGCCGACAGUCGAUGCUACUGCCUGGUACCAACUCGCCCGUGCUGUGUGCCUUCGGGUGCCUGGCCCUGCUCUGUUGUCUGAUUGCUGCUGUGAGGUGCUUGAACAGGCUGGCCGAUCAGUCCGGUUGCGCGGCUCUGAUUUGCCUGCUGUGGGCCAGCUGCGGCAGCAGUACAUUGCUUGCACACCACAGGAAUUGCAUGCCGCGUUUCGUGCUUUCUGGGAGCCACUGUGGCAGAGGGAUGCUGGCGCUGCUUGCAGCUCCUUGGAGGAGUGGCCAGCAUUUGUGGACUGUCUCCAGGACUGCGGCGAGGGCUUGCCUCCUUUGAAAAUUCGCUCGUAUGCCCCCGACCUGUGGGAACUUGCGAUCAAGCGGAUGGGGCGACAUAAGGCCACGGGUGCUUGUGGAUGGAGCCCGGGGGAUCUGAAGCUCCUUUCAGGUGCAGCAGUGCAGGUGCUGAGCAUGGCUUUCCACCAGGCUGUGACCAUUGGUUUGCCAGAACACUUGCUCCGCGCCAAGGUUGGCGUAUUGGCCAAGGUCCCGGACCCUACCUCCAUCCAACAGAGUAGGCCGAUUACUGUCUUUGCCACCCUUUAUAGGAUUUGGUCUUCGGUUUUCACAAGGCAGGUCUUACAGCAGUGGUCGCCAAACUUCCCUCUUGCCAUUGCUGGGUCAAUGCCAGGGCGAGCGUGCCGUGACUUGAGUUACCGCCAGCAGCACCAGAUUGAGCAGUCCCUCCUGAGCUCGGUGCCGCGACUGGGGAUGUCAUUGGACAUUGUGAAAGCUUUCAAUCAGCUAGGCUGGCCCCCGAUGUUCUGUAUGCUUCGCCGGGCAGGUGUGCCAGAGCCCGAACUGCGUUUCUGGUUCAAUUGCUUGAAAUCCUUGCAACGCUUCCCUGUCCUACAGGGCCAGAUGGAGCAGGGUAUUGCUUGUCACAAUGGGGCUCCAGAGGGUGAUCCCUUCUCAGUUGCCGCAAUGGCCUGCCUGUGCUUUUGGGCCCACCGUUUCUGCCAGUCGCCAAGAGUUGACUUCGACACGUAUGUCGAUAACUGGGCCUGGUCGUCGGACUCCAGGUCCGGGCUUCAGACAGCAAUCCCGCGGGGUUUGCAUUUCUUGUCUGUCCUCAGGUUGCCGGUGGACUGGUCUAAGUCCUACAUGUGGGCCACAAAGCGAUCUGACCGCCAAUGGUGGCGCCAACAAGGCUUGCUUCUUUUCCCGUCUGAGUGUGGCAUUCGCUUGGUGUCGGAAACAAAGGAGCUUGGGGUGAGUUUCAAAUAUGACAAGCAGGGGCAUGCCGCCUCCCGAAACCAACGCCUCGUUGAAGGUGUCCAGCGUCUUGAGCGGUUGCGCGGCCAGCCCCGCAGUGUUUGCUCCAAGGCCAGCUUGAUCCAGCGAGGAAUUUGGCCUGCCUGCCUCUACGGCUCUGAAGGCCAUUGUUUCUCUUGUAGUGAUUUGCAGAAGCUCCGCAGCUUGGCAGCACGUGCAAUGGUGGGAAAUUACAAGGUGUUGUCCCCGUUCCUUGCGUUGGCAGCCCUCACUGACACAGUGCAAGAUCCACAACUAUAUUGCUUGGAACGCCAGCUCCAGCAGCUCCGUCGGGCUUGUCGACAUGACGAGGAAACUGCCGCCUCCAUCGUUCUGCUGGCGGCCACUUCGGGUCCAUUGCGAGCCGCGCAUGGCCCGGCUACUGCCCUGGCCUUGUCUUUGCAGCGGAUCGGGUUGCAUAUUGACUUGGAUGGCUGUAUUAAGGGUCCUGAUAACGAUAGGCUUCAUUUGGGUACCUGCACCUCCCGGGAUGUCAGGAUGUUCCUGCGGUCUUCUUGGGCAUACCAUGUUCAGCUGCAGGUACAACACCGCAAUGGCCUCUCCUGUUGUGCUCCUCCGUGUGCAGUUGUCACUGGGAGGUUGCUCUUGAAGCUUACGGCUGCUGAACAACUUGUGAUCGCUCGACAUGUCACCGGGGCUUUUGGCUCUGAAGCUGCCAAGGCGAAGUGGGCUGAGGAUGCAGAUGGCUCCUGUCCACUCUGUGGUGCCCCGCAGACAAAGGCCCAUAAGUUCUUGAGUUGCCCUGCACUGUCCCACGUUCGGAAGGACUGGCAGCAGUAUGUGGAUUGUGCAGUACAGUCGUGGCCGCACUGGCUGCAUGGCCCCUUUGCAACGGUCCCUGUUGACCUGGAGAUCCCUCGUCUGGUGUUCCAAACACGCAAACUCGAGGUACCGAAGCUUCCGGAGGUCGUUCCGUCUCCUUGGCCUAGAACUAUAGCGCGCUUCUUCACUGAUGGCUCUUGUGUGCACCCCACUUGCCCACGAGCGGCCCGCGCCGCGUACGCGGUGAUUCUUGACUGCAGUUCCAGUGACAUCGAGCUCCCAACAUUGCUACGUCAGUUUCGAGUGAGUGGUACCUUGCCUGCAGAACUGUUGGUUGCCGAUCAAGGGUUUGUGCCUGGUUCCCAGACUAUUAACCGGGCAGAGUUCUGCGCCAUUCUGCAGGCGAUCCAACUUGGGGUGCAGCUCGGGGUUGCGCAAGUCGAGAUAUGGACUGACAGCCAGGUUGCAAUUGAUCAGUGGCAACAUAUUGCAGCAGGCGGUUUGCCUGCGUGGCCUGACCUGUGUGAGGGGCUGAACUUUGGUGCAAUGCCUCAGGUUCUGCUCAAGAAGGUUGCUUCUCAUCAGAAUCUUGAACGCUUGGUUGGCUUGCCACAAUGGUGUGCCGCAGGAAAUACCGUCGCUGAUUUGGCGGCAAAGAGUGCACUGCAAAGGGAAUUCUCUGUUGUCGGGGACAUUUGUCAGCAGGCUGCCACGUCGGAGGCUGAGCAGCGUGACCUGCUUUGGCUUUUCUGGCGCUACCUCCUUAGUUUGUCUAGGGAGGAGGCACGACUACUGCGUACUACCGUACCUGAGGAUCCUGAUACUUCCCCGCAGGUGGCACCGAGUACAGUGAGAGAAGAUGGCCUGCAAACUGGCGCUGAACAAUGGCUGCAGCUGUCCCGGCCGCCCUUCCGCUCGUGGCUAUUGCCCCUUCCUGAGCGUGCUUGGCUCCUGGCCUGCACCUGGCCACCAUGGCUUUCUGCUCCAUUAUGGCAUUGGGCAAGGUCGCUACAAUGGAGUGAGGAGACGUACGAGGGACGAGCAAUCACAGGAACUGCCUACAUUGAGCUGCUGGUGAAUUUUGUGGUGGUUUCCCGGAUCGUCCCAACUGACACACUUGCCGCAGCGUGUCAGUUGGACGGUCCCCAGCGAAGCUUUCCCAACCCAGUCACCGUUCGGCAACUUACGCAUGGCAUGAUUGAGGCUGUCCGACAGUUGGAGAGAUUGAGCAAGUGCCGGCUUUUGCCUGCCCGUCGGAACAAGGUUUUUGCCCUUCGCAGUCUGGGAUAUCAGGAUGCGAGAAUCGGUGUGGGAAUUCGUCCUGCUUUUCAAAACGCAGAGAGUACUGUAAAGAUUUUGAGCCAGGUGUUGCAGCAACAAAGCUGCCUACCGUUGCAGCAUUAUGUGCAGACUGCGUCUGUGAGACUUGCGCUGACCAAGGACUGGAAGGCUCGGCGUCGCUUUGUGCUGGCCACAGCCUUCGUGUCCAUCUUCCAUGCGAUUUUCCUGAUCAACAGCUGGGUGAGCCGAGGGAAGAUGAGCCAAGCCCUCGCGAUUGGCAUCAGCGCGCCGCUCUUGCUCAACGUGCCUGUGUCACUGCAUCUCACGUUGCAGGGGCAGUGGUGGGUGCAGGAGCUCUCAAAAGCCUAUCCUGGCUGGCCAGAAGUGUUCUUCUCCUCCAACUAUGCGUUGGCCUGGGCAGGCUCGAUGGUCACUUUGGUCCUCUCGCUGUACGAGAGGAAGGUCUGCGACCUCAAUCAACGGGCUUUGAUGACUGUGUUUCUUGGCGUGAUCUGCUUCACCGUUAUUCCUUUGCGAGCCAUGCUGCUUGUGCCGCAGUGGUUUGGUGAUGACUGGAGUUGGGGCAAAAAAGCCUUGGCAAAGGCUGCCAAGGCCGUGAAGGGCACCGUUAGCACGAAGGCGAAGAAGAUCCGCACGAAAGUUCGCUUCUACCGGCCGAAGACCCUCAUCAAGGCGCGGGACCCGAAGUACCCGCGAAGGUCCGUGGAGAGUCGUGGCGACAAGCUCGACAAAUACCGCAUCAUCCAGUGCCCGGUCACCACGGAGUCUGCCAUGAAGAAGAUCGAGGAGAUCAACACCUUGGUCUUCCUCGUCGACCUCAAGGCGACGAAGCCGAAGAUCAAGGAGGCCGUGAAGCAGCUCUAUGACGUGAAGUGCGCGAAGGUGAACACUCUUAUCCGACCCGAUGGGAAGAAGAAGGCCUACGUGCGCCUCACGCAGGACUACGAUGCCCUGGAUGUGGCCAACCGAAUCGGUAUCAUCUGA